GACAUUAUUAACCAAUAUCCAUCAAGACCACAAUUUGUAUAUUUAGUAUUUACUAAUGUAUUCAUAGACUUAAAAAUUACCAUAACUGGCUUAAACUGGUGCUAAUAUCUUCUAAACAACAACCGUAACACCCUAUUGUACGAUGUGCUACGUAAUUAUUACCGGGCGUAGUCUUGCGUGGUUGCUUUUAAGUUUAGUAGCGUUCAUGCUAAUUUUAACCGGUAUAAUGACGCCCAAAUGGCUUUUAGGUCAGCCUGUUGUAUUAAACGAGAACAAUACAACAAAGUUUUAUGUACCCAGCGUAGGAAUAUAUAACCGAUGUAUUCGUAUGAAACAUGACCGUUACAACUGUGCACCAUUCUCUUUGUAUGGGUUGGCUACUGAUUCUUCUGUAUAUCCUAAACCAUGGAAGGCUGCACUGUUUUUCUUAUCUCUAUGUGCAGCGAUACAGUUUUCAACAGUUUUAGCUGGAGUACUGGCGUGUUGUGUGCAGUCGGUGUUUAAGAAGAGCGUGAUAUCUCUAGCAGGAGCUACUCAGGCUUUGGGAGGUUUCUUUGGAGUCUUGGGCCUUCUCCUCUACCCGUGGGGCUGGGGCGCGUCCCGUGUGAAGCGUCUCUGCGGUGACUACUCGGAGCCGUAUAUACCAGGAGAAUGUUCGAUCGGAUGGGCCUUCUUCGUGACAGCUAUAGGAGUAGCUCAAGUAUUUCUGGCCAGUGCAUUAUCCAAGACCGCUGACAAAGCAGCUAGCUCAGAUAAAGUUCAGUUCCAGAUGGAUGAAGGGAAACAGCUCAUAUGUCUCGUCUGAUAAGUCCGAAUCAAUUAUAACCCUACAGUUCUAUUCUGCGUGAAUCAACUCAAAACUCACCGUCCUGAAAUUCCAUAAAGCGUUAAGCGACAUUGAUUGUAAGAAUUAUUAAAUUUCAUGUGUAUAAGGAUCAAAAUAGCGUACGGUGAGUCGGUAUACAUUUCACA
This is a messenger RNA of Vanessa tameamea, 972 nucleotides long. Its product is annotated as LHFPL tetraspan subfamily member 2a protein. The transcript is spliced from 5 exons. Lineage: Eukaryota; Metazoa; Arthropoda; Insecta; Lepidoptera; Nymphalidae. Gene Ontology annotation, cellular component: membrane. The record is from RefSeq and is a predicted model, not a curated record. The coding region runs from base 143 to 805 and encodes 220 amino acids.